AUACAAAGGUUAAUAAUAUUCUUAAUGAAGCAGAAAAGUUUAAAGAUAGUUUAGAAUAUAAUAAAGAAAAUCAAAGAUCUAAAAGAGUAAAAACUUUAACUACUAAUCAAGAGUUCGAUAAUAAGAAAAAUCAAGAUCUUGAAAAUA
Messenger RNA from Cetraspora pellucida, 147 nucleotides. The record is from the annotation of a GenBank genome assembly. NCBI's taxonomy places the organism in Eukaryota, Fungi, Glomeromycota, Glomeromycetes, Diversisporales, Gigasporaceae.